AUGACACCCACUCCGCCCUCGACAAAUUCCUCCACUGGCGCUCGCUCGCCAGAAGAUAGCUUCAAAGUCGUCCGAAAACGAAACAGAGUCCCGCUCAGUUGCUAUCCGUGCAGAACACGCAAGAAAUGCGACCGAAAACACCCUUGCAGCAACUGCACCAAACGUGAAGGCAACGACACCUCAUCAUGUACUUACGCCGCGCCCGCCUCCCAGAAAAAGAGCCCCAGUCAAGCGGACCUUAGCCCCGACGACAUGCAGAAUCGCAUUGACCGUUUAGAGAACUUGGUGCUUUCUCUCAUGCAUACUGGUGGCAGUGACCCGUCUUCAGCCGUGGCAGCAGCCCGCGGCCAGUCAGUAUCCCAGACAACUAUCGACAGCACACCCUCUGCCAAGAUGGAGCAAGACGAUGGAACCAACGUUGGUGACGAAGGGAGCGACGAUGAAGAUGGCUUAACCGCCUCUCUCGGUAUGCUUAAGGUGGACGCCGACAAGGGCAAAUCAAUGUACAUUGGCCAUGAACACUGGCACUCAAUUCUUGCCGAUAUAUCCGACGUCAAAAACUACUUUACCUUGCAUCGCAAGGAGCUAGAAAACAGCUACGAACGUGUCAAAAACUCCAAGCCAGCCGCCGCGCGCGAAGGCCCUACACUUUUGCUCGGCGCUCAGCCGGCUUCAGAAAUUGAGCUGCGCACUUCGUUACCACAAAGGACUCAUGUUCUGGCCUUGUGUAGUCGAUACUUUAACUCUAUGGAUAACGCCGUCAGUGUCAUCCAUGGUCCGACCUUCUUGCAGCAAUUGCGAACUCACUGGCAAGACCCCAACAAGACGCCAAUCAUGUGGUUGGGCCUAUUAUACUCCGUUCUAUCCUUGGCAAUGCUGAGUUAUAAUAAAGUCGGCGACGAGCCUCCAGAGUGGAGGAACAAGAGCCUGGCCCUUGCUGACGAGUAUCGCCUACGGACUGUUCAGUGCCUUAUCAAAGGGGAUUACACAAAGCCCGUUGAUUACACGGUAGAGACGCUGUUAUUAUAUGUUCUGGGAGAAUACUCGACCCGCUGGGAUGCUGAUUUGGGCCUGUGGCUUAUCGUCUCCAUGAUCACCCGUAUUGCCAUUCGUCAGGGAUAUCAUCGCGAUGCGAAAUGGUUUCCAUCUCUAAGUCCGUUUCAAGCAGAAAUGCGCCGGCGAACAUGGGCUCUCAUUCGCAUGUCAGACAUUGUCUUUUCUCAUCAGGUCUCACUGCCAAGCAUGAUCAAUGAGCGAGAUUGUGAUGCGCAAUUACCAAACAAUUUGUUCGACGACGACUUUCACCAGACCAUCAAAGAACUCCCGCCGUCUCGCCCGCUGUCCGAACCGACACCGAUCUCUUACAUGAUUGCCAAAGCAAAACUCUGCUUUGAGCUGGGCAACAUUCUGCAGGCCACAAAUCGCCUCGGCAAGGGGAUGCCCUACGAUGAGACUCUGCGAUUCGAUGCAAAGUUGAGACAGGUCAUGCAAGAACUGCCGCCUCACCUGAAGCUUACCCCUUUGGAAGGCUCCAAUGAUCCAGUGACUCUUAUCGUCGCUCGAUUCAAUGUCAAUGUUCUGUACCAAAAGAUCAUGUGCCUGCUUCAUCGCCACUACAUGGUCAGGGCAAGACAGAAUCCGCGAUACGCUCACUCACGCCGUGCCGCUAUCGAGGCAUCAAUGGAAGCCAUGGACCACCUUUCCACUCUGCACCGCGAGUCUCAGCCUGCUGGUAAGCUUCGCGCCGUCAGCUGGUACGUCAAGUCAAUUGCGACCAAGGAGUUUAUCCUCCCCGCCAUGCUCAUCGUAAUGGACCUGCACUACGACAACAUGGCCAUGCAAAACAACGCCAGCCAGGACACGGAAGGUUCGUUUGUCUGGGACAAUGAAAAGCGCGUCAAGAUGGUCAGCUCUCUGCAGCAGGCAGGCAGCAUCUGGUCGAGUCUGGCCGAUACGUCCAUGGAUGCGUUCAAAGCGUCUAAGAUUCUCGAAAUCAUGAUGGAUAAGAUUAAGACGCCCGUCAGCAGCAGCGAAAACACACCCGAGUCGCGCACCGAUUCUAUCUCCAUGGGCGUGCCUCCCUUCACAUUUGACAUGGAUUCCCUUCCAUCAAACCCGCAGUCAAUCCUUUCUUCAGCGGGCCUGGUCGACCUGAGCCCCGAGAGCAACAAUGCCUUUUCGACGACGUUCGACGCCGGCCCAUUCGUCGGCAUGGACUUUGGCCUGCCGCCUGUCAGCAUGGACAUACCCAUGGAUGGUCUGAACCCAUUCAGUACCACCGGCGGGCCUAUGUCGCCGCUGAGCAUGUUCACGACGGUAGGCAACGGUCUUGGCGCGGAUGGUGGCGCCGCCGAUUUUGCCGCCAACAUUGACUGGAAUACGUUUGACAAUUACGCGCAGAUGGCAAACUGGGGCGUCGAUCAGAGCUUCCAGGUUUACGCCGAGCAGCCUGAUCAGAUAGGCGGCGUGAAUCCCGCCAAGAUGUAG
Beauveria bassiana ARSEF 2860 is the source of this 2487-nucleotide messenger RNA. RefSeq names its product fungal specific transcription factor. Gene Ontology annotation, biological process: regulation of DNA-templated transcription; DNA-templated transcription. The coding region runs from base 1 to 2487 and encodes 828 amino acids. The record is from RefSeq and is a predicted model, not a curated record. Lineage: Eukaryota; Fungi; Ascomycota; Sordariomycetes; Hypocreales; Cordycipitaceae. Gene Ontology annotation, cellular component: nucleus. Gene Ontology annotation, molecular function: zinc ion binding; DNA binding; DNA-binding transcription factor activity, RNA polymerase II-specific. The transcript has 3 exons.